This is a messenger RNA of Lachancea sp. 'fantastica', 1200 nucleotides long. Lineage: Eukaryota; Fungi; Ascomycota; Saccharomycetes; Saccharomycetales; Saccharomycetaceae. The record is from the annotation of a GenBank genome assembly.
AUGACACACGCAAAGGACAUCUCAAAUUUGGGAAAAUCGACACAGUUGACAUUGGUGGGCAGAAACACCCAACUACAGCACGGAUUCGUCAAUCCACCGCUAUACAAGGGCUCAACGGUUAUCCACACAACUCUUGAUAGUCUCGAGAACAAAAAAGGCAAGUUCUUUUACGGAACUGCAGGCACUCCAAGCAUAGAAAACCUCGAAAAUGCCUGGACCCACUUGACUGGCGCUGCAGGUACUGUUCUGUCACCGUCGGGACUUGGAUCCAUAGCAUUGGUGCUGCUGAGCAUAGUUAAGACAGGCGACCACAUCUUGAUUUCUGAUAGCGUCUACCAGCCCACCAGACACCUGUGUAAUGACGUGCUGGCAAAAUUCAAAGUCUGCACCGAAUACUACGAUCCGUUACUUGGAGCUAAGGGCAUCGAAAAGCUCAUUAGGCCCAAUACGUCGCUUAUCUUCUUGGAAAGCCCUGGAUCGCAAACCAUGGAGGUCCAGGACACGCCUGGUAUUGCUAAAGUGGCCCGAAAACACGGCGUCAAGACCGUUCUGGACAACACCUGGGCUACACCGCUGUUUUUCAAGGGCCACGCGCAUGGAAUCGAUAUCACUGUUGAGGCAGGAACCAAAUACGUUGGGGGGCACUCAGAUUUGCUUCUCGGACUGGUAUCGGCAAACGCAGAGACUUUUCCUGCGCUUCGCGAUACCUACGAGACACUAUCGAUGCUGCCAGGAGCCGAAGACUGUCUGGCAGCGUUGAGAGGACUGCGGUAUCUGCACUUGAGGCUAAAAGAAGCCGAACGUAAAGCGUUGAUACUGGCAGAAUGGUUGAAAGAUAGGCCAGAGGUACUGAAGGUCCUCCAUCCCGCGCUGGAGGAAUGUCCCGGCCACAAAUUUUGGGUUCGCGAUUUCGAGGGAUCUACGGGCGUGUUUACCAUACUGCUACGGGAAGGUUUCCAUAGAGAAAAUUUCGAGGCCAUGCUCGAGAAGACCACGAUCUUCCAAAUGGGCUAUUCGUGGGGUGGAUACGAGUCGCUUCUUACAUCAGUUAAUCCUGUGUCUUACAGGACUGCGGCGCCUUGGGAACACAAAGGUUUUGCAGUAAGGCUUCAGAUUGGAGCGGAGGAUGUCGAAGAUUUGAAGCACGAUUUGGAACUCGCUUUCCAACGUCUAGGAUUAGCUUCUAAGUAUCGUUUGUGA